CACACCCUUGCAUUUCCCUGCAGUCUCAUCAGGCUGAUCCUUGAAGUGGAACUAUAUAUUUCAACAGGGUAUGCAGCAAAAAGUCUACUGCCAACAGUAGAUAGUGCAUGUCAGGGGCGGACUGACAACUCAUGGGGCCCCCAGGCAAUAGGGGAUCAUGGGGCCCCUGUGUCCUUGCCCAAACUCAAAAAAGCCUAUGAAAAAGGUACCAGGGGCAUCUCAUGGGGCCCCCUACUGACCCCCGGCCAUCGGGCAGUGCCCGAGUUUCCAAAUGGUCAGUCCGCCCCUGGUGCAUGUACU
Molecule: messenger RNA, 300 nt
Organism: Staurois parvus
Lineage: Eukaryota; Metazoa; Chordata; Amphibia; Anura; Ranidae
Source: the annotation of a GenBank genome assembly